Pantherophis guttatus is the source of this 934-nucleotide messenger RNA. RefSeq names its product claudin 19 (gene CLDN19). Lineage: Eukaryota; Metazoa; Chordata; Lepidosauria; Squamata; Colubridae. Gene Ontology annotation, molecular function: structural molecule activity. The record is from RefSeq and is a predicted model, not a curated record. Gene Ontology annotation, cellular component: membrane; bicellular tight junction.
GCGCGUCUCCAGUGGGGCUCGAUGGCCAGCGCGGGGCUGCAGCUGAGCGGCUACUUCUUGGCGCUGGGCGGCUGGGUGGGCGCCGUGUGCGCCGCGGCUCUGCCCCAGUGGAAGCACAGCUCCUACGCCGGCGAUGCCAUCAUCACGGCCGUGGGGCUUUACGAGGGGCUGUGGAUGAGCUGCGCCGCCCAGAGCACCGGCCAGGUGCAGUGCAAGCUCCACGAGUCCCUCCUCUCGCUGGACGUUCACAUCCAAACGUCUCGGGCGCUGAUGGUGAUCUCCAUCCUCCUGGGCUUCCUGGGGUCGAUUGUCAGCGUGGUUGGCAUGAAAUGCACCAAAGUCGGGGACCAAAAUCCCGUGGCCAAAAGCUGGAUUGCGGUUUUAGGAGGGGCCCUUUUCCUCCUGGCUGGGCUGUGCACAGCUGGGGCCGUUUCGUGGUACGCCUCCCGGGUGACCCACGACUUCUUCAACCCCAGCACCCCCCUGAAUGCCAAGUACGAAUUCGGACCAGCUCUCUUUGUGGGUUGGUCGGCGGCCAGUUUGCUGAUCCUGGGGGGCAGCUUCCUCAGCUGCUCCUGCCCCAAACCGGAGGAAAGGAGGGGGCAGCAAUAUUACCGACAAUCGCAACCUUCGACAACCGUCACGAGAGAGCUCCCUGUAAAAAGGGGUAACCAAUGCGUAUAAAAACACCUUCCGACGGAAACCCAAGGCAGGCUUAAAAUAAUUUUAUGAUUAUUAUAAAUAAUAACAAACCCGGUUUUCCAACAUUCACGCCGUCUCGUUUUGGGAAAGCGAAAGCGAAGAAAAAGAAAACGCCCGUUGUGGUAGAAUAAAGCCGCUUUUUAACAUUAUUAUUAUUAUUAUUUUCCGGCGCCCGGUUCUGCUUUUGACGAGAGGAUGUUUUCCUGUUUUGUAAAAUAAAUCCGUAAAUAAA